Xenopus laevis (African clawed frog) is the source of this 1402-nucleotide messenger RNA. It is a transcript of the gene pnck.S, whose product is annotated as pregnancy up-regulated nonubiquitous CaM kinase S homeolog. Bases 185 to 1198 code for a protein of 337 amino acids. NCBI's taxonomy places the organism in Eukaryota, Metazoa, Chordata, Amphibia, Anura, Pipidae. The record is from RefSeq and is a predicted model, not a curated record. The transcript has 12 exons.
GGAGAGAGCUACAGUUUGCUGCCCUGAACUGUAGGGGAAGAGAAUGUUUUAAAUAGCAUGGAAUAUCUGCGCUCACAGUCACACAGCACUGCAUCACUACAGAACAGCAACGUAUCCUGCAGGCACGCAAGGUUAAUGCACUACUGAUCACAGGCAGGGCCGCCAUUUAAACUGAGUUAUAAACAUGCCUCUUGGGAAGAACAUCAAGAAGAAAAUUGAGGACAUCAAUAUGGUGUACAACAUCAAGGAGAAGCUGGGAGCAGGGGCGUUCUCCGAGGUGGUCUUAGCCCAAGAGAAGAAUUCUGAGCGACUGGUGGCCCUGAAAUGCAUCCCUAAGAAAGCUCUCCGAGGGAAAGAAGCCGUGGUGGAGAAUGAGAUUGUAGUGCUGAAGAAGAUUACUCACAAAAACAUAGUAUCUCUGGAGGAUAUCUACGAGAGCCCCACACAUCUGUACUUAGCCAUGGAACUGGUCACUGGGGGCGAGCUUUUUGACCGCAUCAUUGAGCGUGGAUAUUACACAGAGAAAGAUGCCAGUCAGCUCAUACGACAGGUCCUUGAUGCUGUGCAGUACCUGCACAACAUGGGGAUUGUUCACCGAGACCUAAAGCCAGAGAACCUUCUCUAUGCCACCCCAUUUGAGGAUUCCAAAAUCAUGAUCAGUGACUUUGGCCUGUCCAAGAUUGAAGAUGGUGGAAUGAUGGCUACAGCGUGUGGGACUCCCGGAUACGUUGCACCAGAACUCCUAGAACAAAAGCCAUAUGGAAAAGCUGUAGAUGUCUGGGCAAUUGGUGUCAUCUCUUAUAUUCUGCUCUGCGGUUACCCCCCUUUUUAUGAUGAAAAUGACUCGGAGCUUUUUAACCAGAUCUUGAAGGCAGAAUACGAAUUUGAUUCUCCAUACUGGGAUGACAUUUCCGAAUCCGCCAAGGAUUUUAUACGCCACUUGCUGGAGAGGGAGCCAGAGAAAAGGCUUACGUGUGAGCAGUCACUACAGCAUCCCUGGAUAUGUGGAGACACAGCACUAGAAAGAGACAUCCAUGGUUCAGUGAGUGAGCAAAUCCAGAAGAACUUUGCACGAAGUCAGUGGAAGAGAGCUUUUAAUGCAACUUCGUUCCUCCGUCACAUCACCAAAAUGGGGCAAAGUGCAGAGACAGAGGAAAACCAGGGAAAACCUACCCCAGAAGAGAAGGACAAGUGGUGACUGGAGCUUUAAAUGGAAGACUUGACACCUGGGGGUGUCCAUACCUGGGACCUCCAUGUCAGGCACUACACCCUUGCAUGAGCUUGUGGUGACACCUGUCUGCAUGAUGCCUUCAGUGGCCAAUGGCUGUUUUUCCCUUAGCCCACCAUGGCCCUCCUUAUAUUCGUAUCCCUUCAGUCGGCCUCCGUUUUAUGAGAAGUUUCC